Exaiptasia diaphana is the source of this 995-nucleotide messenger RNA. RefSeq names its product ras-related protein Rab-38-like. The record is from RefSeq and is a predicted model, not a curated record. Bases 247 to 945 code for a protein of 232 amino acids. The transcript has a single exon. Gene Ontology annotation, molecular function: GTP binding; GTPase activity. NCBI's taxonomy places the organism in Eukaryota, Metazoa, Cnidaria, Anthozoa, Actiniaria, Aiptasiidae.
GUCACGCAGUGGUCACCAGUGUUUAAACUUCUAGCGUAGACGCUUUAUCCGCGUCUAGUAGACUGUAGGAAGUCGUCAAUCAAAAACUGGGGACAUCGAAGGACAAUUUCGACACCGUGGUGUAGUAUACGUUACAAAUUUGUGAAGUUGUUGUUCCCUUGAGGAGCCUAUUUCAAAUCGCUCAAGGAGRCCGGAAGUGCAUGCGGAAAUCGACCGAAAUAUAAAGAAUUUCUGCUGUAAUAUACCAUGGCUACAAAGUAUGAAAUACCCGAAGAAGCUGAUGUCAAMCUACUGAGCAAUUUAGGAGAGGAAGUAGAAAUGAAAACAUUUAAAACAAACGUUCCCCCGAAGUUACAGCGUGUAGACAAAGACGAAGUGCUGAAUAUUAAAAUUCUUUGCCUUGGGGACUAUACCGGCGGGGGAGUGGAAAAAGGGUUUUUUAUCAAAGAUUAUCUGCAAGUCACACCACCGGCACCGACCGGACUGCGUCCAGUAAUCGGUGGCGACUUUCCCUUGAAAAUAUUAAAAUGUGAAAAAGACGUCGAUCACAAUCCACGGCCAAUUACCAUCAAAUUACGUUUCUUUGAGGUGGCAGAACAAGAGCGCUUCGGKWCACGCAUGAMAACUYUUUAUUAUAGGGRCAGUCAUGGGGCAUUAAUAUUCUGGGGUCCGAGCMRUCCAUCCUCRCUGGAUGGRGCUCCGAAAUGGUUGAAAGACGUGAACAGRGUUUGUCCAUUAAUUCCGUGCGUUCUUGUCACGGCCAACACUUUWAAKAAGCCUCURUAUGGUCCYGGAGAGAAAUUCGAGAGUGAGAUGGCAUUUGAUCAGUUCUGGAAAGAUCAUGGGUUUAUCGGUCAUUUUGAGAUCAAGUCCCGUGACUGGGAAUCUGGUGAAAACAGCGUAUUCGGACAAGCUGUAAACUGUCUUAUUGAGAAGAUUUUAUGAAAAAACUUGGAUGCAUACAAAAUGAUGGAUGCAUACAAAAUGAAAUUUAC